Messenger RNA from Aaosphaeria arxii CBS 175.79, 2109 nucleotides. Its product is annotated as cytochrome P450 reductase 2. The transcript has a single exon. Gene Ontology annotation, cellular component: cytosol. Gene Ontology annotation, molecular function: flavin adenine dinucleotide binding; FMN binding; NADPH-hemoprotein reductase activity. Bases 1 to 2109 code for a protein of 702 amino acids. The record is from RefSeq and is a predicted model, not a curated record. NCBI's taxonomy places the organism in Eukaryota, Fungi, Ascomycota, Dothideomycetes, Pleosporales.
AUGGCCGACCUGGCAUCAUCUCUCCACCCUUUCCUUCAGACUUUGCAGGAUCAAUCUGCGCAAUCCUUGGUACAGGCAUUGAAGCCACAGACAGUCACAGAUCGAGUAGCUGUCUUAUUGUUCCUUUUAUCUGCCUUCGGAUAUCUCUCGCGGGGACGCGUAUGGGAUAAGCCGGAUCCCUAUCACAACGUCUGGUUCGAGCGCCCGCAGCAAGAGGGGGGAAAUACAUCGCAUAAACGCACAGAGACAUCCAGGGAUGUUUCGCAGCGCCUAGAGGAAGGCAAAUAUCAAUGUGUCAUCUUCUGGGGUUCACAAUCGGGCACCUCAGAGCGCUUUGCUGAGGCGUUGGGUCGAGAAUGCUCAAGUAGAUUUGGCAUCAACGCUCUUGUCGCCGAUCUAUCAGAUUUCGAACCAGAAUCAAUCAGCUCCAUCUCCCAGAACCAUUUCGCGAUAUUCCUUCUCAGCACCUAUGGCGAAGGAGAUCCAAGCGAUAACACUACGGGCUUGUGGGACUGGAUCAAGUCAAUAAAGGAUAAUGAGAAAUCACUGAGCAAUCUCCGCUACCUGGCAUUUGGGCUCGGGAAUAGCAAUUACAAGUACUACAACCGCGUGCUUGAUGUAGUAGCAGAUGCACUCGAUGCAACCGGUGCGACAGCUCUAAUUCCACGUGGAAGGGCGGACGAUGCAACUGGCGGAACAGAGGAGGACUUCCAGGCUUGGAAAGACGAUGUCUUCGCCCUUUUCCGAAAGAUGGGCUAUGCGGAGAGGCCAAUCAAAUAUGAACCCUCGAUUGAGGUCUCAUUCACGACAGGCGAGGAGCCUCAUGAGUCAACUACUUCUGUAACACACCAAAAGUCGAACCUGAACUCGAGCAUCGCCUCUUUGCCGAUUCGGAAUGCCCGCGAGCUUUUCACCGCAGGAGAUCGCAACUGCAUACACCUAGAGUUGGACCUCGGACAUCACGAAUUGGGGUACAAGACCGGUGAUCACAUUGGCAUAUGGCCCACCAACCCCGACCAAGAAGUCAAUCGGCUCUUCGAAGUCCUAGGUCUCACCGCACGUAGGCAGGAGACUGUUAAGAUCACAGCUUUGGAUGGUUCAUGCAAGAACAAGCUUCCUCCGCUCACUACUCUGGAGGCUGCCUUCCGCCAUCAUCUCGAAAUCUGCGCUCCUGUGCCCCGCAAGACAUUCGUAGAUAUCGCCGAGUUCGCCGCAUCGCCAGACGUCAAGUCUAAGCUUUUAUACUAUGGCCAGGAUAGGGACCGUUAUGCCCAGCUUGCAGCAAGUACCCACCUCAACUUUGCUCGCUUGUUGCAGCUCGUCGGACCUGGUCACGUCUGGAAUUCGCUGCCGCUCUCUUUCGUCCUGGAUACUCUGCUUCCGUUACAACCACGUUACUACUCCAUUUCUUCCAGCUCAGUCAUAUCACCUCGUCGUAUUGCUGUCACCGCUCUUGUCGUCAACCAUAAUCUAUCACCAGAGUCCGUCAUUCACGGAUUGGCAUCGAAUUAUCUGCUCUCAGCAACAAAGCUACCAAACAAUGCUUCGGGACCAUCGCCCUCCUACAGCCUUCAAGAAUCUCCCGAGAGCGAAGGUGGAAGACUAUAUGCCCAUGUAAGGAAGUCAAAAUUCAAGCUCCCAUUGACCUCUUCCACGCCUCUCGUUCUCAUCAGUGCGGGAACCGGAUUUGCCCCGUUCCGUGCAUUCAUUGCCGAGCGUGCUAAAUUACACGCAUUGGGCAAGCCCGUGGGUCACAUGCUCGUCUUCUUCGGAUGUCGGAGUGCAGAAUCAGACUAUAUCUAUCGCGACGAGCUCGAGAAAUUCCAAACUCAACUGGGAGACCGGCUAGAGAUCGUAACUGCCUUCUCAAGGGACGGCAACAAAAAGGUGUAUGUUCAGGAUCGAGUGGCGGAGAACAGCACACGAGUCUUGGAGAUGUUGGAUGCGGGAGCUAACAUGUAUAUUUGCGGCAAGGCUAGCAUGGCACGUGAGGUCGACCGAAAGCUUGAAGAUGCAAAGGUAGCCAGCGGCUCCGGUGAAUCGGAGGUAAAAGCGUGGACUGAUGCAUUAAAGAAGCGCGGCAAAUGGAAAGCUGAUGUCUGGGGUUAG